AUGUCCAAGGGUGUCCCGAGCGCGCAGAACGCGCGCCCGUACAGGCUGUGCGCGUGCGCCGCACAGUGGACGUCGGGCCUCGCCGACCCGCAGCGCACCGAAUUCGUGACGGUCGACCUCAGCGACCCCCAGUUCGACCUUGACGCGCCGACGUUCCGCCGCCUCCGCGCCGCCGUCGACGUCGUCAUACACAAUGCCUGGAAGGUCGACUUCAACCACAGCCUCGCCUCGUUCGAGGAAACACACAUUCGCGGCGUGCGCCACGUCGUCGACUUCGCGUUGGCCUCGGAGCGGCAGCCGCACAUCUUCUACGUGUCCUCGCUGUCGUCGGUCGCCAACUGGUCGGCCGUCCAGGGUGUCCAGGGUGUCCAGGGUGCCGGUGCCGGCGUCGAUGCGCGGGCACCGACCAGCGUCCCCGAAGCGCCCCUCGACGACCCCCGCGUGGCCCUCACCAUGGGCUACGGCGAGUCCAAGCACGUCGCGGAACAGGUCCUGGCGCGUGCCGUUGCCAACGCAGGCCUCUAUGCGACCACGCUCCGCGUCGGCCAGGUGGCCGGGCCACUCGCUGCCGACGGCGGCCAGUGGAACCCGACCGAGUGGCUGCCGAGCCUCGUGCGCACGUCGCGGGCCCUGGGCCGUCUGCCCAGCGCCAUGAACACCAUCGAAUGGAUCCCCAGGACCCGGCGGCUGGCCGGCCCUCAAGAUCUUUGCGCGGGGACAUUCGUCGUGCUGCUGAUCCGCUCCCGGCAAGUCGGAUGCCGCCCCUUGGAGCGGCAUUCAGAGAAACGUGCAGAGCGUUAUGAGGCCGCGGUAGAAGUCCAAUAUUUUGAGAGCGGGCAGGGCCUCGAGGUCGGGCUCGCCGGUCGUCUGGCGGUUCUGGUCGGCUGUCUGGAGGGCCGCCAGCCAUUCGUCAAACGAGACGACCUGGAUGCCGUGCCACGCAUUUUGCAUCACCGCCACCAGGUCGUCCCAUUGCCCGACGGCCGGGUUCACGAGGUUGUAGACGCCCGUGCUGCGCUGGGCGUAGUCGUGGUGCACGAGGUCGCGCACGAUGGCGGCGAGGGCGUCCACGCCACAUGGCGUCGUUGA
Messenger RNA from Sporothrix brasiliensis 5110, 1089 nucleotides. RefSeq lists its product as uncharacterized. The record is from RefSeq and is a predicted model, not a curated record. Bases 1 to 1089 code for a protein of 362 amino acids. The transcript has 2 exons. NCBI's taxonomy places the organism in Eukaryota, Fungi, Ascomycota, Sordariomycetes, Ophiostomatales, Ophiostomataceae.